Colletotrichum destructivum is the source of this 1101-nucleotide messenger RNA. RefSeq names its product Putative Fork head domain, winged helix-like DNA-binding domain superfamily. Gene Ontology annotation, biological process: regulation of transcription by RNA polymerase II. Gene Ontology annotation, molecular function: DNA-binding transcription factor activity, RNA polymerase II-specific; RNA polymerase II cis-regulatory region sequence-specific DNA binding. The coding region runs from base 1 to 1101 and encodes 366 amino acids. The record is from RefSeq and is a predicted model, not a curated record. Lineage: Eukaryota; Fungi; Ascomycota; Sordariomycetes; Glomerellales; Glomerellaceae. The transcript is spliced from 2 exons.
AUGAACACUAUGCCCUGUGUCUCUCCGACAUCUUCGUCAACCGAGGGAUUCGCCAAUGACCGGAGCGAUAGUAACAAGUACUACUCCAACUAUGGUCAAGGCGCCUACACAACGUGCAGCCCGUCGCUUGUCAACUGGAGCCCCUGCCGUCCCGCCUCCAUCCAAACUAUCGUUCCCGCCGUCGCCGCCCAACACCACCUGUUCUUUCACCCCCAGGAACAGCCUUCAGUUUCUGGUAACCUCAAAACCCCGAUGCAUAUCUCACCGGACGAAUUGGUCACAAGAAGCAUGGAUGGUCAAGGGCAUUACGACAAUAGCGUCUUUCAGCAUAGCUUCUGGCUGAAUCGAUGGGACAGUGGAUCUCUCCAGUGCUCCACCACGAUGGAAAGACCAAUCCAGGAUGAGUUCAAAGCUAUAGACGCUUCCGUGUUCCAACACCGUAGCUCACCGGUGUCCUUUAUGGAGGGUUCCAUGGUGGGGCCGAACGUUAUCCCGGAGCUGAGCGUGGUCCCGGAGCUCGGGCAGCACACCCUUUCUGCUACCGGUUCGCCACUCCAGGAGGAAGACAAGCGUAGGAAGCCCUACUCGGCGCUUAUUCACGAAGCCCUGAAGCAAGCGGAUGAUCACACCAUGACGCUACGGGAGCUGUAUAAGUGGUUCAGGGAUCACACUGAUAAGAUAAAAGGGGAAGGCGACACUGGUUGGCAGAAUAGCAUCCGUCACAACCUAAGCAUGAACAAAGUGAGUAACUUUCCGAAAGCCACUUGCAUUCUCUUUCGAUGUUAUUGUGAUCCUCCUGCCAAACCGAUCUGGAAAACGGCACGUCACACCAGCAUCUUUGCUAGUAUAACACACUACCUCAUCAAUGCAUUCAAGAAAGUCGAGGCAGGCCUGUCGAAGUGGACUCUGGACCCCAAUUACAUCAACAAGAUCCAGCCAACGACACAAUUCCGUUCUGGCAACCAAACUGGCUCUCAAAAGGGCCCCUCCCGCCUCAGAAAUGCCCAUAACGGCGGGUCUGGUAGACGAAAGGGCACUUCCCUGGAGGAUACUACGUCACACCGAAAAAGAAACAGACACGCGCCAUCAACGAGCGGUUGA